Haliotis rubra (blacklip abalone) is the source of this 3510-nucleotide messenger RNA. Its product is annotated as nucleolar and coiled-body phosphoprotein 1-like. The record is from RefSeq and is a predicted model, not a curated record. The transcript is spliced from 4 exons. The coding region runs from base 123 to 2804 and encodes 893 amino acids. Lineage: Eukaryota; Metazoa; Mollusca; Gastropoda; Lepetellida; Haliotidae.
GCGUAAUAGUGCGUUUACACACGCUUUCAACGGUGUUGUUGUUUUUGUUGCUCCUUCUAUCGUGCUACGGCAGCUAUUGCAAAUAAUUAACAGGUGAGUGUGUGAUGCCUAUACUUUGAACCAUGCCGAGCAGAAGAGUAAGUGUCAUACAGAAGUCGGCAUCGUCCAGCAGAAGCAGCAGGACGACGACUGUCAUCACAUCAUCAUCUCGUGUGACUACUCUGGUGUCGUCAAGCAGGACCAGCCCCAUCACGAAAAAGGAAAUCACACCAGUGAAAAGUCGGCUGUCCUCAGGGUCGCCAUUAACUCCAGGAUGGGUGUCAGGCAGUCUUGCUGUCUUUGAAUCACCUAAGUCGACAUCACCUUCACCUAAAAGGCCACGAACACGCAGGUCAUCAGUGUACACCAAGAAAACUGUAGUGUCCAAGAUUCCUCAGAGGUCCUCCAAGGCUGUGAAGGGAAGCAAUGUUUUCAAGAUGCCCACUGUCUUCUCCCCACCUGGGGUCAAGACAAGAAGCAGACGGUCUUCCAUAUUUGCUGGGCAAGCUAAGAAGUCACCCUUGCAGUCUGCUUCUCUGUCAGUCCGCGAAAUGGUGGAGAUUGUUAGAUCUUCCUCAAUGGAAGAAGAAGAAACUGAAUCACCAACCCCAAAACGGAGGAUUCUGAAAGCGCAUAGGGCUUCCUCGUCAAAGAAGCAAACAUCUACAGCGACUAAGAGCACAUCCUCAAAAACAUCUUCAGACUCUAAAAAUGAUGUUUUAAUUUUGUCUUCACGUUCUAGUCGUUCUAAGAAAUCCAGCAGAAAGUCUCAGUCACCCAGUAAAUCUCCAUCAAGAUCUAAGAAGAGGCAAAGUAAAUCACCGGCACCUAAAGCGAAGACAACACCAAAGAGAAGUUCAAGUAAUUCUCAGAAACAAUCCACAAGAUCUACAAAGAAACGUUCAAGAGAUAAAGAGGAAGAGGAAGAUGACAUGGAAGUUUCAUUUCAGUUUGUGACACCCAUCCCAUCACCUGCCCAGAAACGGAGACGUGUGGUUGUUAGUUCAUCAAAAACAACAGGCAGUAAAUCAAAUUCAAAAACUCGACAAUCUCAAAGUCCCAAGAAAAGACUGUCAGCAUCACCAUCACCUUUGAAAACAUCUUCAGUAUCGAAGAGGUCAACAUCCAAGAGACUACUGGUUCGAAUAAAUGGAUUGAAAAGCUCUGGAUCCCCAGAUUCUCCAGUUUCAAGCCGCAAAACAUCUGUGAAGAAAAGUGAAGCUUCUAAUCCAUCCACACCACGCCGACUUGAAGUAACUCUUCAUGACAUGAGCAGUUCCCAGUUAUUAGCAAGUUCCAGUAGCAAGAAAGCAGGUAGUUCAAAGAAAGCAACAUCCUCGUCAGCAUCUAAGAAGUCCCCCAAAUCAGUUUCAAAGAGUAAGUCAAAGAAGAAGAAAAAGAGCUCUACCAGAUCAUCAAGUUCAACAAAAUCAUCCAAGACACCUUCAAGGAAAUCUGAAGACUUCAGGAGUGACUUUGAUGCUUCCGAUAUAUCUGUCACAAGUCUUGCAUCAACUGAAAAUGAAACACCAAUUACACCACCUAGAAAAGCUUUGGUCAAAUCUAGAAGCAGAUCUCAUUCCCCAAGGAAGACUCCCAAGUCAAGCUCUAAGCGGAACAGUUCUAGUAAGAAAUCAUUACAGUCAUCUAGCCAAUCCACUCCGGUUAAAUUUCAGAAGACACCUUCCACCUCAAAAUCUAGUUCUAAGCAGAACAGUUCUGGUAAGAAAUUAUCAAGAUCAUCUAGCAAAUCCACUCCAGUUAAAUUUCAGAAGAGACCUUCAACCUCAAAAUCUAGUUCCAAGAAGAAAUCCUCCACAAAGAGAUCUGUCAAAUCUUCCUCCAGGUCAACCAAUGUGAGUUCCUCAAAAGCCAGAAAAUCCCUUGAAAUCACAAGUUCAUCUUUCUUGUCCAAAGAAAUUAAUACAGACUCUUUAUCUGGCCCAAGAACUCCUAACUCUGUAAACAGAAAAUCUCUGUCUCGAUCUUCUCUUAGUUCAGCAAAACGAUCAUCCACCGGUUCUCGACGGCAAUCAUCUUCAGUCAAAUCUGGACAGAAGAGGAGGUCUGUAGCAUCGCCUUUGACCCCUAGUAUAAAACUGUCUACAAUCUCCUUCACCUCACAGAGCAAGAGUAAAGCUUCACCCAGAAAUGUGCUCCAGAAUACAUCCAGGUCUUCUUUAGAAGCAACAUCCUCAAAAAGAAGAUCAGUUGGAACACCACAGUCAUUCACAAGUUUAAAAUCAGGGAGGGGGUCUGCUAAGAAAUCUGUUGAAUCUGUAAUGUCUACAUAUAGAUCCACCGAAGGCUUUACACCUGUAGUAUUUAAAUCUGUUCAGAAACGCAAGACUGCUCUUACCCCCUUUUAUGAAAGCCUUACAGCCAAGAGACGGCGUAUAAAUGACAGUACUGACAUGGUUGACAGUCCACUGGUUUCAAGCACACCUGUAGGCAGACUGUCGGUUAACUCCAGUCUCAGGUCUUCCUUUGGAAGUGCUGUCCGCUCAAGCAGGCAGAACAUUUCCAGAACAUCAUAUAAGUCCUCAAGCACCAGGGGUGGAUAUGGAAAUGAGGACAGCUUCUUGGAUGGCUCCUACACGUCAAGAAAGUAUAGCUACUCCAGGAAUGGAGAAGAUGAUGAAGAGGAGAAAGAUUAUGAGGAUGAUGAGAUGGUUGGAGAGGAGUACAGCACCAGGUACAUAUCGUCAAGUGGGGACAUGGAGGUCGCAACUACCAAGUCCAAGUCAUGGUGCUCUGUCAUGUGAUUCUAGUGAUCUCAUAAAGGGCUGCACAUCACCCAAAGUUUCUCCAUGGGAUACAACACUAGUCUUGUUGGGACUCAGUUUAUCAUUGCUAUUGGUCUUUUGUACUCAAUUAUAACCAGUAGUAGAAUAGAUCCUGCUUUUACAUUAAUCUAAUGGUGUUUUUAUUUAACCAUGUCCAUGUUAGUUUAACUUUCAAAAUAUUCCUCUACUGCUGAGUGCUGACAAGGAAAUAUUAGUAGGAGAUACUUGGUAAUGGUAUGUAUUCUCCAGUAUAGAAGUAAAACCAGUAUAAACAUUCUGUCAAUGGAAAGUAAUCCAUUUUGUGGUAGACGUUAGGGGUAGCUUGGACAUGAACCUGUGUGUGAGAUGGAGGCCAUUUCUACAAUACAGUGCCAGGACUACAGUCUGUGUUUGUACAAGGCAGUACUCCAGACAGAGGUCUGACGCUUCAGGAAUCCAGGUAGAGGCAUAAGACUUCUUGACUCCAGGCCUAAGACUUCCUUUUGAACAAGGCUCCCAGCAAUGACUAGGUGGCCUAAUGCAACAGUAAUACUCUGUAUCUAACAUAGCUGUAGCUGCACAUAUGUAUACAUACAGUUAGCUAUCAUUGUAUGUACAGCUAACUAUAGAUGCGUCUUCAGCAACCCAUGCUUGCCACAAAAGGCGACUAUGCUUGUCGUAAGAGGCGACUAACAGGAUCGGGUGG